AUGCAGGAGCGACGGUGUGGAAACGGAAUAUCGCUAUGCGUCGGAUGCGGGUCACAAAUUCAGGAUCAGUAUAUAUUGCGAGUCAGCCCUGAUCUGGAGUGGCAUGCAAGCUGUCUUAAGUGUGUUGAGUGUCUACAGUUCCUCGACGAGAGCUGUACCUGCUUUGUGAGAGAAGGCAAAACCUACUGCAAGAGUGACUAUCACAGGUUAUUCGGCGCCAAGUGCUCGAAAUGUGGAUUGAGUUUUAGUCGUAGUGAUUUUGUGAUGAGAGCACGAGGGAAAAUUUUCCACAUCGACUGCUUUCGAUGCAUCGCAUGUUCGAGGCAACUCAUACCCGGUGACGAGUUUGCGAUCCGGGAAGAUGAGUUGUUCUGCAAAGCGGAUCACGACGUUUUAGGUGUGGCGGACGCAGUCCCAUCGGUAGGUCCCCGCGGAAACGGGCUCCCCUCUCUCGGCGGCAACGGUGCUGGUGGCGGAGGCGGUGGGCCUGGAGGCGGCGGGGGCGGCGGCAGUGCGGGCGGCGGCUCUGUCCGGUCUCAGGGCCACAAGGGCGGCAGGGGCGGUGAACACAAGCCCACCAGGGUGCGGACCGUGCUCAAUGAGAAGCAGCUCCACACCCUGAGAACCUGUUACGCGGCGAACCCGAGACCGGACGCGCUGAUGAAGGAGCAGCUCGUCGAGAUGACCGGAUUGUCCCCGAGGGUGAUCAGGGUCUGGUUCCAGAACAAGAGGUGCAAAGACAAGAAGCGCUCCAUCAUGAUGAAGCAGAUGCAGCAAAGCGAGAAGGACGGCCGUCAGCUGAGCCUAGGAGCCCUGCGUGGAGUGCCGAUGGUUGCAACAUCUCCCGUUCGCCACGAGCCCGGCCAGGGCCAACUGAGUCAGGCGCUAGAUAUCCAGGCGUAUCAAGCGCCCUGGAAGACGCUCUCGGAGUACGCGAUCAGUCAUCCGGACUCUGACCUCGACCCUAAUAGCCCGCAGUUUCGACAACUUGUUAAUCAGAUGCAUGGCUAUGAUCCCUCUGGCCCCGUGGCGAUGCCCCUGGAACCAAGCCACACGUACCUGGGCGGCUUGGAUGAUUCCAACUGCCAAAUGCCUCCCCGGUCCCCUUCUGAGAUGUCCUCGGCCGCGAGCGAUUAG
Galendromus occidentalis (western predatory mite) is the source of this 1137-nucleotide messenger RNA. RefSeq names its product LIM1_Isl and LIM2_Isl domain-containing protein tup (gene tup). The coding region runs from base 1 to 1137 and encodes 378 amino acids. The transcript is spliced from 6 exons. The record is from RefSeq and is a predicted model, not a curated record. Gene Ontology annotation, molecular function: DNA binding; DNA-binding transcription factor activity, RNA polymerase II-specific. Gene Ontology annotation, biological process: neuron fate specification; positive regulation of transcription by RNA polymerase II; axonogenesis. NCBI's taxonomy places the organism in Eukaryota, Metazoa, Arthropoda, Arachnida, Mesostigmata, Phytoseiidae.